Anopheles arabiensis is the source of this 4059-nucleotide messenger RNA. RefSeq lists its product as uncharacterized. The record is from RefSeq and is a predicted model, not a curated record. The transcript has 8 exons. NCBI's taxonomy places the organism in Eukaryota, Metazoa, Arthropoda, Insecta, Diptera, Culicidae. The coding region runs from base 250 to 2715 and encodes 821 amino acids. Gene Ontology annotation, molecular function: protein binding.
CGCUGGAUAGUCGACAUUUCCCGGCAUCUCGCGGCUUUUUCCAUUUCGCGCUCGGUGUUGUUCAUCUUCCACUCUGCUCGGCAGACGAGACGUGAACAAAUCAAAAAGGGAGUGUGAACAAACAGUGUGCAAACAGUGUGCGUUUUAAAUUGAUAAAAAUAGUUCAAAAGAGCACGACAAAAAGGAAAGCUUUUUCCAGGACAACUACGCCUUAUUAAAAGAAGCUACGAAAACAGAACGACUUGUACGAUGAACAUAAAAAUAUCAUUACUAGCUUUAAUGCUAAUGAUAGGCACGACGGCAAUGGCCGCGGACCGACUGCUGCUGGGCGACACCUGCCAGCACGACAUGGACUGUUCUGACAGCGUCAAGGGCAGCUACUGCACCCUGGAGGGCAUCUGCGAGUGCAGUCCGUUCUUCGUGCGGCUUAACGAGUCUUCCUGUCUACCAUCUCAGCUGCUGGAGAGCGAAUGUAGCCUGUCCGAGCAGUGUUCGAUGCGUGUGGCCAACAGUAGCUGCAUCGGUGGUCGCUGCCAGUGCGACGGAGGGUUUCUACAGUUCCGCAAACAUACCUGUCUUUCGCCCGCCCAACCGAGCACGGUUUGCUACAGCCACGCGCACUGCCGCAUGUGGGACGCGGCGAGCCACUGCGACUUCCUCAUCCCGAACCUGUUCGGGCGCUGUCAGUGCACCUCGCCGGCGCGCCAAAACGGACCGACCUGUGUGACGGACCCGGUAACGGAAGCGGUGCCAGUCGAGCCGGAGCUGCUUCCCGCUUUCACCAAACCGCAGCAGCAAGCGCCCGCCGUUACGGAGCAGAUGGACAAUGAGCUCGGCUCGAUCGAUCGAAUGUCAACCACGACGGAGGACGACGUGAUCGUGGUGGACAAUAUUGUGCAGCGGGACGAUGCACAGGACGAGCAGAUGUCGUCGGCGGAGGAGCAUAUUACCACGGAAUAUCUGUCGGCCGGUUCGGAAGAGGAUGGCAUCAGCACGACGGACUUUAUCGAGAUUACGACCAGCCGGUAUCCGGGUGAGGGUGAGCGUGUGACGACGACCGUGAGCGGUAUGGAGCGGUACGAGAAUACGGAGGAGUAUGCGAACCUGGAGCAGGAGGUGGAGGAGCAGUUCAAGCGUCAGGAGCUAGCCGAUGCUCUCGCGACAACGACGGCCGGUGCCUGGGCUAGCGAAAUUGCCGAAGCCAUUACGUCGCAGGAGCGGGAACAGGACGCACUGGACAAGAGUGACAGUGAGGGAGUGACGACGAUCGAAGUGGUGACCGUUUCAAACGAUGGACAAACGACGGAACGCAGUGAGACGACGACCCUGACACAGGACCAUGAGCCUACCACUACAGAGUCGCAGUACGACACGGAGGAACCAAGUGAUGUUGAGAACGAAGUGGAACUGGUGGAGUACGAUCGUACGGAUGCACCUGAAGCUACGUACACCCAGCAAGCUGCUUCUCUGAUACAGCAAGAAACUACCACUGCCACUACGGAACACAUGGAAGACACGACACUGGCAGCCACCUCCACCGAGCAAUCGAACACGGAAGCGAUCGAUGCGAAGGAACUAACGACGACCGAGCUGAUCGAACAGUACCACGAUGUGCAGCUGCGCCGCCAGGACUCGAAGCUGUUCGACGAGGAGGAGGUAGAGGAGCUAGUUGAGAAGAGCCCCGCCCCGAAGGAACGGUUUGAGGCGCGCGAAACGACCCGCCACGCCGAGCACGAGAACGAAAUCGUCGACACGCACGCGGUGGACACGACCACGGAAACGUUGCUAAGGUUGGCCAGCCGUACGACGGCGAUGGAACCGGAAGCACCGCUCUCCACCACCACGGCAGCCACAUCCACUGCAAGAAUACGUACUCGUGUGGACUUGGGAGACGGACCCGUUUCAUUGGGAUUAUCCUGUGCCAACAACGAACAGUGCCAGUUGGCCGACCCGUACAGUUACUGUAACGAUGAGGGACGCUGCGACUGUUCCUACCGCACGCCGGACGAUGCUUGCCGGGCCACCAACACUGGCUGCUCUCGGGGAACGUUCCAGUGCCGCUCGAGUGGAAUCUGCAUCAGCUGGUUCUUCGUGUGCGAUGGCCGUCCGGAUUGUAGCGACGCGUCCGAUGAGGAGUGCAAUUUCUCGCUGAAGGCGAACGGUACCCAGCAGCAGCGGGCGGCCAGCUGUCCGGAGCUGUCGUUCCGGUGCGAAAAGAGCGGCCGUUGCAUAUCGCGGGCCGGCAUCUGCGACGGAAAGGCCCAGUGCCCGCACGGCGAGGACGAGGUUGGGUGCGAUUUCCGCAAGUCGCGCAAAUGCCCGGAGCACACGUUCAUGUGCCGCAGCGGGGAGUGUUUGCCCGAGUACGAGUACUGCAAUGCGAUCGUGUCCUGCCGGGAUGGAAGCGACGAACCGCCGCACCUGUGCGGUUCGCGUGCCGUGCCGAACUUUUUCGUGAAGCUGCUGAGCGGUCCGACGGCGCGGGGCCGGAACUACUGCCCGAUGCGCUGCGCCAAUGGACGGUGCCGCUCGACCGCGAUUGUCUGCUCGGGCCGGGACGGGUGCGGUGAUGGUAGCGACGAGGAUCGGUGCUCCGUUUGCCGAUGCCCGGCGCCUGCCUACAACAACGUCCUCGCACCGCUCGUACCGGCCGUCGUGUCCAAGCCAAGGAGUAGAACGAGCCGCAUCACCGGUGGACACUGGUCACGAACAUAAAGUCCUCGCUGGACCGCCGGCUGGGGGGCUGAGUGGCUACACGCAGCUACGGCUCGAACGGCCAUAAAUAGGUUCGCGGUUCCACUCCACUCGGCAGCACGCUGAUUGUGCUGAUUUUUUUUUUUGUAAAUAAAAGGUCCAAAAGACGCAAUGGGGCGAGCUGAACGCUUGUCCCUUUUAAGGAGACAACAUUUUAUACGACAUACCCGUGUUGAGGUGGUGCGAACACUAUCGAUACAACAGCACGCAAGCGGAUACUAGAAAUUAAGUAAAUGCGUAACUCAAUGCGUAACGCACCGUGGUACGAAGGUAGGAGAGAGCUUAGCAGCGGACACUAACACUAGAAAGCAUAAUUACAUCAUCCCUCUCUAACUAUUUAUCGUUCGUUUAGUAAGGCUAGCGUGUGUUACGGUUACAGUAGGGACAGGGUGCGAUAGAUUCAUACUUUUAAGCGAUCAUGAGGAAAUACGAAGAAGCGGUUUUCCGGUUUUACCUACUUCGGCUAAAGAGGUUAGGUAAACAUUAGAAGAAAAAAAAGAAAUCUUAAUGGAUCUACGCCACAAGGAACACGGUUUGAAUGUGCUGAUAGGCCCAAAAAACAAUAAAUUGAACCGGCAAUCCCUUUUUUUCGUUCGUCGAUUCCACAAACGACCGCGGCGGGACAUUAUGUGGAAGUGGAAAAUUAUUUAUUUUUAUCAUUUUCUAACUACUCUAUGUGUCUAACGAGCCGACGAAGAUUAUUGAUAAGCGUUAAAGAAAACAGAUUGGAUAGCACACAAAAAAGAAAGGAACGAGUCGUUGUCGAGCAGAACGAUAAGCCAACGACUGUAGCAAUGCGUUUGUUAGGUUUAGGCUCCACUAUUGAAAGCCUGGUUCAACGACGAUUUCGGAGGAGGACAGGGUGGCUUUCUUCCCAGGAAAGGAAGUGCCGACAUAAACACACUUACACAUACACAAACACACAGACAUACUUGGAUUGUCGAUUGCAUGUCGUUGAAUGAUGCACUUCAAUAGUCUGGCGAGGCCUGAUUGCGUCUGUUUUAGCUUAUUUAUUUAUUUGCUUUCAAGUAUUCAUAUUUUUUUCCCACGAUCCGAUUUUUGGGGUCGGAUUACUCAGUGUCAAAAUGUAUCAAAAUAUUUAAAAAAAAACAGGCCAUGUUUCUAUCUACAUCGACAAACAGCUGUCUAUCAAUUGUGAAGAUAGUGCACGUUAGAGAUUAGAGCGUUAGGCCAAUUAGAAGCGAACAUAGCGAACUAAACCCGAAGUAAUAAUUUAAUAUUCUCUUUUCAAAUCGUAGCCCGUAGUAGCGCUGGCGGCAGUGUAAAAUACAAAUUUUAAUCAAA